AUGGUGGUCAGUACUCAGUUGCCCAACAAGAGUAUGAUAGGGCUCAACCAAGAUCAUCAAAACCCUACCGGAAUCAAGGUCACUUUUCAUAAGCUCUGGCAACUAGUUGGCAAGGUCGAAGCCCAUGUUAACGAUGAUGGUUGCGUCCAAUUCUACUUUGAUACAGAGCACCAUCUUUUAUUGGUUCAGGAGAAGCAGCCGUGCACAUACCAUUGUUGGAUUGUAGCUCUUGAUCGAUGGAGAAACAGAGGAUAUCCAACUUUUCUAAAACAUAUCCCUUUCUGCAUAAGAAUCUACAAUCUUCCCAACCCCUAUCAUUGUCAUGGGAUAGUUAGGAGUAUUGGUUCAAAACUUGGUCAGGUGGAUGAGAUUUCAAUCAUUGAACCAACAACUACUAAGGAAGCUGAAGUCUGGAGAAAAUAUGAGUUGAUGGAUAUUGGCACCAAUCCUUAUAUGUCAGUUCAAGAGAGAAAUGUUGCGAUAGAGGAGUACAUCACUAUAAGGGAAGCUGGAGAAUCCCUUGGAAUAGCAGGCCUAAUGCACAAUCAUCAAGGAAAUUGA
Messenger RNA from Brassica rapa (field mustard), 561 nucleotides. RefSeq lists its product as uncharacterized. The record is from RefSeq and is a predicted model, not a curated record. NCBI's taxonomy places the organism in Eukaryota, Viridiplantae, Streptophyta, Magnoliopsida, Brassicales, Brassicaceae.